AUGCAUUGUUUCAGGAAACUGCAUGGUGACGCUGUUUCGGGUCUGAGCUACGCGGAGCUAGGCUCACUUCGGAGCCUGUUGGAGCAGGGGAUCCUCAGUGUGGACGAGCAAAUCGAAAAGGCAGACGAUGAAUUUACUGUCAAGCAGAUUGCAGAGUGCCAAGUUAUGGGGAGCAACUGGUCCGAAUGGAAGAAUAAAAACGACGAUGAGGAUAUCCUCUAUCAAGAGACUUUGUCGAGGAGAAGAACAGCUUUGAGGCGCAGGGCCAGAGAGCUCCGACUCAGCACUGGCUGCGGCAGCCAUCAACUGGACCAUCGUCACCCUGACCCUAAAAUUCUGGGGUCAGUCAUUGAUGGUCUUACGGUCGAGAAGGAAAGAUUACGGCUCUGGAACGAUAGAAUGAUUGGUAAAGAGCUCGACGGCAUGGGUUUCCACGAGCUGAUGGUGUUUAAGAUAGUGAUACAAAAUGCUUUGUUCAAAGUGACGGAUGAGAAGUAUAGGAGCAACUCGGUUCUUUUGUGA
Molecule: messenger RNA, 522 nt
Organism: Microthlaspi erraticum
Lineage: Eukaryota; Viridiplantae; Streptophyta; Magnoliopsida; Brassicales; Brassicaceae
Source: the annotation of a GenBank genome assembly